GCGCUAGGACCUGCGCGGCGCUGCCGGCACGGCGGCGGGGCGGGCGCGGGGCGGGGGGAGCGGCGGGAGCGCGGCCCGGAGCGGCGGGUGAGUCAGGCCCCGGGCGGCAUGGAGCCCGGCCCGCCGCCCACGGAGCGGCCGCAGCCGCCGCAGCAGCAGCCCCGGGAGGAGGAGGAGGAGGAGGAGGAGGACUGGCUUCGCCCGCAGCCGGGCGGCGCGGCCGCCUCGCCCGCCCCGUCCAAGGCUGCGCCGGCCAGAAGCACGGGGCGCAGGGUGAUUGUGCACCUCGACCUGGACUGCUUCUACGCGCAAGUAGAAAUGAUCCGUAACCCCGAGUUAAGAGACAAGCCUUUAGGUGUGCAACAGAAAAACAUUGUAGUUACCUGUAACUAUGAAGCCAGAAAAUGUGGAGUGAAGAAACUGAUGUCUGUGAGGGAUGCUAAAGAGAAGGUUCCUCAGCUGACACUGGUUAACGGAGAAGAUCUAACUCCAUACAGGGAAACGUCGUACAAGGUUACAGAGUUGUUGGGGGAAUUUUGUCCUCUGGUGGAAAGGCUUGGGUUUGAUGAAAAUUUUGUGGAUGUCACAGAGAUUGUAGAGAAAAGACUAAACCAGCUACAGCAAAGUGGAUGUUCCAGAGUCUGUGUGUCUGGCCACGUGUACAACAACCAAGCUAUAAAUCUGCAGGAUACAACGCAUGUAAGACUAGUUAUUGGAUCUCAGAUUGCAGAGGAGCUGAGGGAAGCCAUAUAUGCGAGACUGGGCCUUACAGGCUGUGCAGGAGUGGCCUCCAACAAAUUACUGUCUAAACUAGUAUCUGGGACCUUUAAACCAAACCAGCAAACAGUUCUUCUGCCUGAAAGCUGUCAAGAUCUAAUACGUGGCCUUGAGCACAUCCAGAAAGUGCCUGGCAUUGGCUACAAAACUGCCAAACGUCUUGAAACGCUGGGUGUUAGGAAUGUGUGUGAUCUCCAAGCGUUUCCGUCUGCUGUGUUAGAGAAGGAACUUGGUGUUUCUAAUGCUCAGCGUAUCCAAAAACUCAGCUACGGAGAAGAUGACUCCCCUGUGACUCCAUCAGGCCCUCCUCAGUCUUUUAGUGAUGAAGACUCCUUUAAAAAAUGUUCAUCGGAAGUGGAAGUUAAAGAGAAAAUUGAAGAACUGCUUCACAACCUAUUAGACAGAAUAGACAAAGAUGGAAGACAACCACACACAGUAAGGCUGACCAUACGCCAGUUCUCCUCAACCAAUAAAUGGUUUAAUCGGGAAAGCCGUCAGUGUCCUAUUCCACCUCAUCUCAUUCAGAAAUUUGGAAAAGAAAGCAGCAACAUUAUAUCCCCAUUAGUUGAUAUACUAAUGAAACUCUUUCGAAAGAUGAUAGAUGUAGAUCUACCGUUUCAUCUUACCCUUCUGAGCGUCUGCUUCUCCAACCUCAAAGAUCUUCCUAGCAGCAAGAAAGGAUCCAUUGGUUUCUAUCUAAAGCAGAUGUCACCGCCCUCAGGCUCCAGUAAACGUGUCCGGGAAGAAGAAGAUGUCUCACAUGGUGAGGGAAGUGCUUCUUGGAACCAGAGCUGCAACAGAACUGGAACUACGAAAACUAGGAAACUUUCAGAGGAAAAGCAAAGCAAUAUAAAGAAAGCAGGAAUUCCUGACUUCCCAUUUCAUUUGUUUCCUGCUGAUAUUGACGAGGAAGUCUUCAGGGAACUUCCAGAAGAUAUUAAAAAAGAAAUUCUUUCUGAAAAAACAGAAGUGAUCCUGGCUGAGAACAUUUCGGGCCAGCCAUCAAUAUGUUUUGCAGAAGAGGCGUACAGCACUUCCCCAAAUUCUAAGGGACUAAACAGUGAUAGGCGCUCUGCAGGGUGCAGCACCAUAUCAGCGCAUGAAUCUGCAACUGCUCUGGCAUACGGCUCCAGGGCCAGUUGUUCUUCCGCGUGCCCCAGAAGUGCACUGUCAAGCAGCAGUAUGGAAAAACAACCCCCUGACUCUCAGGAUUUCAGAGCGAGAGAUCUGUCACCUCUGGAAGCUGGAGCUAGCCAAAGUGUUCUACGUGUCCCUAUCUGGGAUAAAGAUAAGCAGGCCUUUGAAACAACUUCUGAGGAUAAAGCUUGUAGUAGGAAAGCAGGAGUUGUAUUUCCUCCUAAUGUUGACACAAAGACUUUUUAUGAACUACCCGCAGGUGUGCAAGAAGAACUACUAGCUGAAUGGAAGAAUCGGGAACCUGGGCCCAAGACUUCUAGGGAUAAACCCCCUGAAAAGCCUAAAGCAAAUAAAGGAAGGAAGAACACAGCACCUUGUUUAUCACAGUCUAACAGUUUGUUAAGAUACUUUAAACCACAGUGAAACAUUUUUCAUAAUAGUGACACUACAAGAAUCAGCACUUGAGAGCACUUUAGUUAUGAGAAGUUUACUGUAAAUUGUAAAGAUGUGAAUAUUAAAAAUGUAUUUUGACAACUUUUGACAUAAAACUUGCU
Messenger RNA from Chroicocephalus ridibundus (black-headed gull), 2468 nucleotides. It is a transcript of the gene POLI, whose product is annotated as DNA polymerase iota. The coding region runs from base 109 to 2337 and encodes 742 amino acids. Gene Ontology annotation, molecular function: damaged DNA binding; DNA-directed DNA polymerase activity. NCBI's taxonomy places the organism in Eukaryota, Metazoa, Chordata, Aves, Charadriiformes, Laridae. The transcript is spliced from 10 exons. The record is from RefSeq and is a predicted model, not a curated record. Gene Ontology annotation, biological process: translesion synthesis.